AUGGGUUACGUGUACGCGUCGCACAAGGAGAAGGUCAUUAACAUUGUAUUUUUUGCUUGUCAGUUCUACGGCAUUACUGUGGGUGACUCGGGAUAUCAUUUCCUGGAUGUGGUGAUAGACCAUGAUUCCCUCUGGGGUUAUGUGUAUCGGAGAGGCCAAACUGUAGCCACUGUGCCGGAGAGCGACGAAAACGUGAUGAAAGAAGAAUUGACGAUGUUGAUGGACCGCGUGUAUGAGCGUGUGAUGGGGGAAGCACUGGGUAAGCGAUUCGAAGCGACCGUGCUCGAUUCCGAUCCAAUCGGUGCUCGAGUGCAACUUAGUGCUCAGUUGGACAAUGGGGAAUUGUUUUGGUCCAAGCGGACUGAAAUACGGAACGCGGUUCUGCAAAUUGGAUUGGAGAUAUCGGAGUUGUAUUUGCACGGGCUAGUGUACAAGAAUGGAGAAGUGGCCCCCUGGAAGAAUGCUUACAACGAUCCAGAAGGGCCGACAAGUCAGGUUCUUCAUGAACAAUUGAAAGAAACGCUGUCGCGAGCGAUUCAAGGUACGCCGAAUAUACCGGACUCUGCGGUCGGGCAUGUUGAAUUAUUGGACGUGAAUUCGAUUGUGGGUGCCCAGGUUGUAGUGACAGUGGAUGAGGAUAAGUAUCCUUGGGAGAGUACUGAGGAAGUGCUCCUUCAGAUGAACAGGUCGAUUUUCAGUUUUGACCCGAUUUCUGUACGCAUUCAUGGGGUUACUGGCCAUCAAUUUCAAUUACUUGUUGAAAAGGUGUUGUGCGUUCAAUCGGAAUCCGGUGUGUCAAUCCCAGUCCGAUUCCUGGUAUCAGCCCGCAGUCCGUCUAUUCUGGGCCUGCGAGCAAUGUGGCUACUAGAAGGAUCAAUCACACUACAUACCAACAACGAUAUGCCAAUCACCUCACAUUUUCAACAUUUGAUUGCACAAUGUUCCGAUGACCUGGGUGGCAUGAAGUCCGAUACCGAGUUUGCGCUAUUCGAUUUCGAUUCCUAUUCCGAAUACUACAAUCAUCCAGUUGAGGGAGUUCAUGAAUUAGAACAACCCGUUUGUUCCCCAAUUUCCGAGCAUUUGUUGGGUUAG
Echinostoma caproni is the source of this 1092-nucleotide messenger RNA. Lineage: Eukaryota; Metazoa; Platyhelminthes; Trematoda; Plagiorchiida; Echinostomatidae. The record is from the annotation of a GenBank genome assembly.